AUGGAACCGGCGGCCCCCGACGCCGAGGGGGCGCGCGCCGUGCGCGAGGCGCUGGGCCGCUACGAGGCGGCGCUGGAGGGCGCGGUGCGCGCGCUGCACGAGGACAUGCGGGGGCUGCAGCGCGGCGUGGAGCGGCGCGUGGCCGAGGCGCUGCGCCUGGCCGGCCCGCUGGCGCGCACCGUCGCCGAGCUGCAGCGCGACAACCAGCGGCUGCAGGCGCAGCUCGAGCGCCUGGCGCGCCAGGUGGAGGCGCUGGGCCUGGCCGCCGGGCUGCCCCCCGCGGCCGGCGCUCCCGGCACGCCCAGCCCCCCGCCGGCGCCCGGCGGCCCCGACCGCGCGCCCCGCCUGGGCACCGCCCGCUUCGCCAGCCAUGCCACCUUCUCGCUGUCGGGCCGCGGCCAGAGUGUGGAUCAUCAAGACGAAGCCAUUGAGUCGGAGAUGAGAAGGAAUUCCAGCUCCAGCAUCGUUGAGAAUGGGCACCAGCCAGGGCCAGGCGAUGAGCCCCCUGAGGCCACACAAGUGUUCUCGGCACCGGAUACCCCCAAGCCUCGUCCCGUCAGCCUCUCCUUGCGGCUGCCUCACCAGCCCGUCACGGCCGUCACAAGGGUCUCCGAGAGGUUCUCAGGGGAGACCUCAGGCAUGGCUCUGUCGCCCACAUCUGCAGCCAUCCUGGGGGGCCUCAGCCUGAGUCCCAGCGAGACCAGUACACCCUGGACUCCCAGUCCUAGUGAGAAGAAUGCCUGUCUCCCACGGUCUUCAGCAAGCUCUGGCUAUGGGGCAGUGUGGCCAGGCGGGGCCCCGGACAGCCCGCCCCUAGUGACACCACCCCAGUCCCCGCCAUCCCCGCAGCUGCCAGUCACUGCACAAGCCCAGCGCCCAGGGGAGCGGCGGCGGGAGCUGGUACGGUCACAGACGCUGCCCCGCACCUCAGGGGCACAGGCCCGGAAGGCCCUGUUUGAGAAGUGGGAGCAGGACACGGCUGGCAAGGGCCGAGGGGAGACCCGAGCCAAGCUGAAGCGCUCGCAGAGCUUCGGUGUGGCCAGCGCCAGCAGCAUCAAGCAGAUCCUGCUCGAAUGGUGCCGCAGCAAGACCCUGGGCUACCAGCACGUGGACCUGCAGAACUUCUCCUCCAGCUGGAGCGACGGGAUGGCCUUCUGCGCCCUGGUGCACUCUUUCUUCCCGCAUGCCUUCGACUACAGUGCCCUGAGCCCCACGCAGCGCCAGAAGAACUUCGAGCUGGCCUUCACCAUGGCCGAGAAUCUGGCCAACUGCGAGCGCCUCAUUGAAGUGGAGGACAUGAUGGUGAUGGGCCGCAAGCCGGACCCCAUGUGCGUCUUCACCUAUGUCCAGUCGCUGUACAACCACCUGCGUCACUUUGAGUGAAGCCCCUUGGGCCCGGAGCACCAAACAGCAAGCCCAGGAGGAGACCACUGGGCCACAGGGACCCCAGGGAAGUUGCGUUUCCAAGUGAGAGCGCUGUUUGUCCUGUGCUGUGUGACGCUCGCUCCUGUCCAGCCGUGUUGCUGAUGAAAAGUCGCGGCCACAGUGCUGAUCUCGGCCAAGAGCUCUGCAGAGACGGGAAAGCUAGCAGAGAGGGAGAAACUGGUGCUAAGUAAUCAUCUUCUCCAAACCAACGAGGCUUGUCUGUAGACUCCAGAGUGCUAAAUCUCAUUGGUCCCUCUGGUGAAUUCGAUACAUUGGCUUUACCGGGAGACAUUGAUUACCAAGUGUUUUUUUUGUCAAAAUACCCCCUGAGUUUCUUCCUUCCCCACACUAUCCUAGCCUCUUUCCUCCCUCCCUCUGAGCCACUGCCAGGAAACAGAGACCGCUUAAUCAGCAGCUUGACAAAGAAGCUCCGGAGUCUUGAGAAGAAACAGUUUAACCACUCCCAGGUCCUGGGCCCCAGAUGACCUUCAAGUCACCUCGGCGCUCUGGAGAGAGGGAAGGCUCUCGCCUUGGUCCCAAAGCGCUUCUGUCCUUCCCUUCCCUGGAGGCCCCACAAGUGUUUGGCUAAGAAUAGGCUCAUGGGAAGUUAACACUUUUGGGGUCAACAGGCCUUUCGUGCUGAGAGCUAGUUUUUAAUUCACUUUUUUUUUUUUAGGGAAUUUGCUGUAGAUAUUUAUAUUAUAUAUAUAUA
Molecule: messenger RNA, 2137 nt
Organism: Sorex fumeus (smoky shrew)
Lineage: Eukaryota; Metazoa; Chordata; Mammalia; Eulipotyphla; Soricidae
Gene: SMTNL2
Product: smoothelin like 2
Exons: 8
Coding region: 1-1383 (460 amino acids)
Biological process (GO): positive regulation of vasoconstriction; actin cytoskeleton organization
Cellular component (GO): M band; I band; filamentous actin
Molecular function (GO): protein phosphatase 1 binding; tropomyosin binding
Source: RefSeq, a predicted model, not a curated record